Molecule: messenger RNA, 408 nt
Organism: Racocetra fulgida
Lineage: Eukaryota; Fungi; Glomeromycota; Glomeromycetes; Diversisporales; Gigasporaceae
Source: the annotation of a GenBank genome assembly
AAGAGACACUUGAUCCACCUGCUCUACGAACUAUGAGAUCUCCGAAUGAAGUUGAAAGAGGUCGAAUAACGAUUGAACUUUUUGGUGGAGAAGGGAUGUAUAUUACUACAUCAACAAUUGAAUAUGGAUCUUCAGUUGGUUUUUGGGCGAUGGAUGCAAGAAAUGAUUUAUAUAUUAUAACCACAGGACACGGUCUUGAUAGUAGACUUGGUUUAAAUGAAUUAUAUUAUUGGCCAUGGGCGAAUUCCACUGAUCCACCACGAACAUCUAGAACAAAUCUAAUUGGGACACCGAAAGCAUUUAAUGGUGAUAGUGGUGGAUCUUUAAUUUCUUUUGAUAGUCCACAAAAUUUGCGUUCAGUGAGGUUAUGUGGUAUACAUGUUGCACAAAGUGUUAAUAUUGCUGCCG